AUGGGUUCUUCUUCUCAUAAGUGGGUUGCAGGGUUACUUAUUUUUUUGUGCAUUUUCUUGGAAUUAAGUGCCAUCACUUUUGGUGAUGACAAGCUUAACGAGGCGAGGUGGGGCAAUGAUAAUGGUUGUAGAUAUGGUAGGAGAGGCUGUGGUGGGCGUGGGGGAUAUGGCGGACGUGGUGGAUAUGGAGGACGCGGUGGACGUGGUGGAUAUGGAGGACGCGGUGGACGUGGUCCAGGGUUUGGUGGUGGUAGAGGUGCAGGAGGAGGGUUUGGAGGCGGAGCUGGUGGAGGAGGAGGUCUAGGGGGAGGAGGAGGUCUUGGUGGAGGAGCAGGUGGUGGAGGUGGACUAGGUGGAGGAGGAGGUCUUGGAGGAGGAGCAGGUGGAGGUGUUGGUGGUGGAGCAGGUGGCGGUGUUGGUGGCGGAGCUGGUGGCGGCAUUGGUGGUGGUGCAGGAGGAGGUGUUGGUGGAGGUGGUGGUGGAGGAGGAGGUGUUGGUGGAGGGUCAGGUCAUGGUGGUGGAUUUGGAGCUGGAGGAGGUGUAGGAGGUGGUGCAGGAGGAGGACUUGGUGGUGGAGCUGGUGGAGGCGGAGGUGGAGGUGGUGGGGGAGGUAUUGGAGGUGGUUCCGGACAUGGUGGAGGAUUUGGAGCGGGAGGUGGUGUAGGUGGUGGUGUUGGAGGAGGUGCUGCAGGAGGUGGUGGCGGAGGAGGUGGUGGGGGUGGUGGAGGAGGAGGCGGUGGUCUUGGAGGAGGAUCCGGCCAUGGAGGUGGUUUCGGUGCUGGUGGAGGCGUAGGAGGAGGAGCUGGAGCUGGUGGAGGAGUAGGAGGAGGAGGUGGGUUUGGUGGCGGUGGUGGAGGUGGAGUAGGAGGAGGAUCGGGUCAUGGUGGUGGUUUUGGUGCAGGCGGAGGUGUAGGUGGUGGGGCCGGUGGAGGAUUAGGAGGAGGAAAAGGAAUAGGAGGUGGACAUGGUGGAGGAAUUGGAAUUGGAGUUGGAAUUGGUAUAGGAGUUGGUGUUGGUGCUGGAGCUGGUCAUGGUGUUGGGAGUGGAUCUGGUGGUGGUGGCAAUGGGAGAUGA
This is a messenger RNA of Lycium ferocissimum, 1074 nucleotides long. RefSeq names its product glycine-rich cell wall structural protein 1-like. The record is from RefSeq and is a predicted model, not a curated record. The transcript has a single exon. The coding region runs from base 1 to 1074 and encodes 357 amino acids. NCBI's taxonomy places the organism in Eukaryota, Viridiplantae, Streptophyta, Magnoliopsida, Solanales, Solanaceae.